Messenger RNA from Stegastes partitus (bicolor damselfish), 5465 nucleotides. RefSeq lists its product as uncharacterized. Bases 100 to 2004 code for a protein of 634 amino acids. The transcript is spliced from 11 exons. The record is from RefSeq and is a predicted model, not a curated record. NCBI's taxonomy places the organism in Eukaryota, Metazoa, Chordata, Actinopteri, Pomacentridae.
GAUCGCAACACAUUCUCACUCUGGAAGCGUCUCAGCAUCUCCUCCGUGACCGCACCGAGGCUGCAGCGCUCAGCUGAAGACACAACAUAAUCAGCCAAGAUGGUGGCAGUCAGGUUACUGCUCAGUGUUCUGAUGACCGCAGCUAUCUCUGCAUCUGCAAAAGCCGAGCCGGUCUCCAUCACCUUAUUCCACGGUGAGGAUUUCCACAUUCUGCUGCCCUCGCUCGAGGUGGAGGUCAUCUUUCAGAACAGGUCUGCUCCUCGCUCGCCUAAUGUGCUCCUGAUGAAGGGCGUCUCGAUGGUCAGCGGUCGGGCCAAACUCAACCGCUACCUCAGCCACCUGGUCAUAGACGCCGUGGGUGAGGGCGAUGAGGGCGUGUACUACGUGAAGAACCCAGAGAACUCGACCUUUUUCAAAAACAUUUCGCUCAUAGUUCGAGACUGCUCCAACGAGCUGAACAUCAAAUAUGGAGACAACUUCCGUAUUCCUCUGUCCGGCGUAAAUCAUCCCAUCACUCUCGAUUUCAGGUCCAGUGCUGUGGAGGCCAACCAGACAGCUAGACCUGCCUUUGUGGUUUUGACUGCUGCCGAGUUGCCCACGGAGCCCUAUCAAGGUCGCAUAACCGUCAGCGAGCGUAACGUCACCCUCCUUGCUGUUACGGGUGCAGAUGAGGGCAGCUACACCGUCAUGGACAACAAGGGUGUUAUUCAAAGGAAAGUGUGUCUCAAUGUCAAAGAGCAUCAAAACUUUGUGACCCUGCCAUACGGUAAAAGACUGAAGAUCAACCUGGUACUCAGCAGUUCACUAGUGCAGCUCUUCUACAGCCCCAACGAUGCCCCCGCAGCCCUGCACCUGCUGCUGGACAAGGGGCAAUUCACCAGUGCCGCAGCAGAGUUGGGUUUUGAAGACCGUAUCUCUUUGGAGGGUUCGUACGUUUAUCUGGAUCAGGUCAAGGGUGCAGAUUCUGGCCAGUUCAAAAUUAUGGACAUACUAGGAUUCACGGUUUCCAGCAUUUACCUGGAUGUAGAACCCUACAGGCUGGAGUCGCUGUAUGUGGCCAUCAUUGCUCUGCUGGGCCUGCUGGUUUUCCUUCUGCUGGUUUGCCUGCUGUCCUGCCUGAUCAAAGUGAAGAAGAGGGCCAAGAGGGCGGCUGCUCUGGAAAAGAUCGCCCAGAACGCUGGCAAAGAGGAAGAGGGAGAAGCCUUUAGGCAGGUGGUCAAGAACAUCACAAAACUCAGUGAAGAAUCCAAGCAUUCACAGGCUGACAAUACAGAGAAAUCUCAGAGCACUGAGGUGGACAUUAAGGGACUGGAGGUCUCCUCUAAAGAGGUUGGGAUCGGUAACCUAGAGACCAGUGACUCUGGCGUUGGCUUUAACACUGCCCUCCCACUGGACACUGACACCGAUGCCCCUGACCAACUCCCUGACUCUGAGGCUGUAAGCAUUUCUGUUGCUCCUGAAACCAAAUCAAGUCCUUUAUCUGCUGCUGAGUCCAAGCCAAGCGCUCCACCAAGUAUGGAAAUUAAACCCAGUCCAGUUGCUGAACCUAAACUCAGCCCAGUCCCUGAGGCCAAGAAAACCCCUGAUCAGCCGGUGGAAUCGAAACUGGAUGUCCCUAAACCAGCAGAUGUUAAACUUAGCCCGGACCCAAGCCCAGAGCCCAAGGCUGGUCUGAGUCCAGCUGAUCCAAAGCCUGCACCCAGCCCAAGCCCAGAGCCGAAGCCAAGUGUUCCCAAAGUCAUCACGCCAACGCCUGAGAGUACGAGCGCCCUCACUCCCACACCUGAGCCCCCCAAGACAACCACGCCAGAACCUAUUACCAAUGGUACAUCAGAGCCAGAACCAGAUUCCAAACCGAGCCCGGAUCAUGCUGAUAUUAUUGGAGGCUCAGCUCCAAAAGCAGUCCCUCCUAAAACCCCUGAAGUGGAGAUGAAACCUAGCGGUGCCGUACUAGAGGUCAGCAAAGACGGCACUGUGGCUGAGGAUUCAACCACCAACACCUGAGAGCUGCCCCUGCAAAAACACAAAGGAAGCCCCACAGAUCUUGUCCAUCUACCACUACUUUAGACAAUCAAACACCCCCUACCAAAUAAUGAGAAAACCACUGCAGCUGAUCUGACGUUGACUGAACAUGCCUGAACACAGUAUUACCUUGAUGAUGGCGUCUCACUUGUCGGUAACUAACACUAAAACCUUUGAGACUUUUUGAUUUAGAAACUCUUUGCAUGACAAACAUGGCUUUUGUUAAACAUUUUAGUUGUAUGCACCUUGCAGCCUUGGUUUUUGGUAAUUUCAUAGUAAAACUGCCAGACUGCAAAUGAAAUCCUUUGCAGAGUUUACAACUAAAAUGUUCACUCCUCAUAAGGUCUUUUCUUAAAUAUCCAAAAAGGUUUACGACAUUUCAUGAGAGUAACAUACUAGAUUUGCUUAUUUGUCCUUAACUAACCAUCAUUUCCCAUUUAGAUGUUUGUUCCUCCAUCAGCACGUGGGUGGAGUUUUCACUAGUAUCAUCUUAAACCAGCUAAAGCAUGUGAUGGCACUGACAUCAUCAGAACAGAAAUGAAAACCCUUCUGAUCACACUUGACUGUGUGAGAUUAAGAGUCAUACUCCCAGUGGAUAUCUCCAGUGAUUAAAAUGUGUUUUGUAGAUUGAUCCCUGAAGUCCAGAUCAACUAAUUCACUGUCUUUGAUCUGGAUUUCCUGUUGGUUCUAUACCAAUCCCAAUACUCUUACAGUUUAAUAAGAGGCUCAUGCCAGUAGAAACUUCUGACACUUAAAAAGACCACCAAGUUCCAACUAUACGUUGGGCUUUCCAGUGAUUAAAUACAAAAAAAAAUGUGGGAUAAUUUCAAAUUGUUGGAAUAUGCUUCCUUUGAUUGUUUAUUUCUUUGUUUUUCCUUCCCCUGCUGUAUACUUUUUGUUUGCUCCUCAUCCUUCUUUCCUCCCUCUUACUGCUUCAGUUUACUAGACAUCACUUUAAACUACUUAAACACAUGGCCUUUUGAAAGAAAGUAGAAUAUUAGUCAUUUAUUUUUUUACUCGAACUAGAUGCUUCCUCUGUAUUAGGUUUUGUUAACAGUGACAAAGUCUUGUUCAUGUGUCUUUGACCCUAAGAAAAUUUGACAAAAGCUUCAAAUGCGUAGUUGUCAUUGGCUUAAAAAUUCUCCAACAGCACGAGGCCUUUAUCAGUGCCAUGACACUGUUCUAAGUGAGUUUCUAGGUAGUUUCUAGGAUGUUCAGUCAACACAAUUCAAUCUCAGUUGAAACUGUAUGUAUAAUACAGAGGAGGUGUGCAGAUACUUUUUCAUGUAACAAAAUGCGUGUCUCUACCUCGUGUUUUAACUGACUGCUGGCAAACCAGUGACUAUCCGUGUCUGAUGCACUGAAAUAACCCCCCAAAAUUAAAAAUAAAAUAAAAAUAUAUACAUUUGAAUUUUUGAGAGAAGCACAAAAAGACAGAAUGGUCAGAAAAAUAUAGGAAACUUACAAGCAGACCCAUUUACAAUCAACUCGGCCGUCUUCAUAUCUUUCCUGACAAAUAGAUUUUCUUAGGUGUAAAUUAAUAUGAGAUGUUGCAUCAGCAUCUUAAAAAGCCAUAAGACUAGAUAGGUUUCGAUGUCAGAUUUGAUACAAAAAUUAACACGAUAUAUAAACUGAAGAUUUUAAAAAAUUGAAACAUAUAGGUGCCUCGAUAGUAGAUGGAUUACUGUUAUCAUUCUGAUGUAUUACACUUGGACAAAGGCAUUCUAAUGUAAAACUGAGUAAGACAUUGUAUAUGCCUCAUUUUCAACCUGAAUCUGUGAGGGAACUACAAACUCAUUUGGCAAUACUGACGACGUUCUUUAUACAGACAUGCAUACAUACACACAUAGACCACAAACAGGCACUGCAGCCUUGUAAAUAUUGCAUGUGUAUGCCAGUUUAACCCCCUUAUGGCUGAAUGUUUUUAGUGUGUAGGACAGUUGUUGUAUUGUACUUAAGAAUAGAAGAGAAAACUAAUAAAAUUUUGCACCGACUUCAAACACGCGCACACACAUAUAUAUAUAUAUAUAUGUAUACAAACCCAGAUUAGAUACACUAAUGUCUUGAACUAAUUUAACAACCAAAUAUUGUAAAAUUCCAUUACGACUCUAUUAUCUCGUUAAGAUCAAUUACCUGCUGUUAUUGCCAACUUGAUGAUACUCACAUCAUACUAUAUCUGUCACCAUAUUUACAUGUUGUAUUGAAAUGUUUAUCAGUACCACUUACAGCAUUAAUUGCCGCAUGCCCAUGACAUGUUCCCAGAAGUUGUGUUUGUGUGUGUCACCAAAGAAAGUUUUGAUGUUCCCAUUAUUCUGUGUUUGGAAUUUGUGUGUUUACGUCCGUAAGUGUAUGAGUGUGGGUGUGUUUGCUAAAUGUGCCUGUGCACAGGCAGUUUGUACAGAAUGAAUUUAGUGUAUUUUGUGUGUCCUUCUCCAUCCGUAGUAAGGUUUCCAUGUGCCUGCUUAAAUCGUCUUGCAAUGUAAAGAAAAAAAAAGUACCGCGUUUAAGUCAUGAGUGUGAAUGUGCUUAAAGCCACUAAAAAUUCUUCAAGAUAUGGAUAUUUGAGUGAAUCUUGUCUUCGUUUUAGUGCCUAAAAUGUAUAUUGGAUAGUUAGCCUGUAACCCAGGAGGAAGUGGCUCAUGAUGGAUCAUCAGCCACUUCCUAAUGGCACCUUUUUAUUAUUAGGUAGCAUAUUCACAGAUGUAUGCAGUUUGCACACCUGAAAUUAUACCACUGACUGGCCUAAGAUGUGUUUAUGUGAAAGAAAAUGGAACGGAAUACUGGAAGGGAUGGAGAGACUGACUUGGCUUGAUUCUAAAUGGCAUACAGACUGCUGAGUGUGCUUGUGUUUUCACUAACCAAGUCUGUGGCACAGUUUGGAGCAUGUGUGUGAAUGCAUGAUAGCAGCAGAUGAAUGACAAAGCUUUGUGUGCGUAACCCUCUGGGUUAUGUUGUUGUAAGCAACCGAUGAGAGACAGCUUACGCAGCAUAUCCCUGCACCACUACUACUGUAUAUUGUCAGUGAUUGUAAUACCAAGCCGCUCAGAGUAAGUAGGGGUGUGAGAGACGCAGAUAGUGAGUGGUGGGCAUGAGGAGCCUUUGUUUACACAUUACCACCAUCUCAAAGAAGGCUCAGUCCAGUGGGCUCAGAGUUGUUACAUCUAACAAGUGCCGGAGGGAUUCUAGUUUCAUACCCACCUCUGAUAGGCCGCUAAUAGAAACCACUACUGGUAAUACCACUGGUUCUCCUUGCACUACGUGAGUUGUUUCUACCCUCUCUGAUUACUGCUGCUGUACUGGCCUGGUCGUGGCGUGAUGUCCCACGUGGUCUCUCUGUACACUCUUUUUGCACAACACUUCACACAGAUUUUUUGUAAAGACAAUUGUUUUCUUUUUCUUUAUUUGUCUAAAGGAAUACUAAGAAUAAACUAAAGGUUAUGGCA